AUGUAUAUCCCGCUCCAUCAUCGUCGGGGCGGCGGCGGAGGAUGGCCCGGCCCGGUCUCAAACGCCGAGCACGUCCCUGUGACGACACUCUUCUCGGACCAGAAAGAUGGCUCAACCGCGGCGUGGAAACAACUCAAUGACGACACGAGAGCACUCAUACGCCGCCAGUUCUCAAGCAACCCGAGCGACAACACGAACAUUCAGAUCGGACUCGUCGUCGGCAUCGUGCUAGGCGCUUUCAUCGUUGGCCUCUGCAUCUUCCUCUACAUCUACCGCCACACCAUCCGCUUCCGACGCCGUCGCCGGCGGAGCGUCCGCAAGACGUCAAGCAGCAAGAGCUCUAAGAGCUCCGACGCCGAGGCACCGCCUCCGCCGGCCGACGCGCCGCCGCCACCGGAUGCGCCGCCGGAGGGGGCUUGA
Molecule: messenger RNA, 420 nt
Organism: Purpureocillium lilacinum
Lineage: Eukaryota; Fungi; Ascomycota; Sordariomycetes; Hypocreales; Ophiocordycipitaceae
Source: RefSeq, a predicted model, not a curated record